AUGCUGUCAAGCCCUCAAAGAGCUGUGGUACCAUUACAUACCGGACAACUGGCAACAUCACCGAUUUUUAAUCAGAGACGUACUAUUAUUGAAACUGCUGUUCCAGUGCAAUUAAGCCAGUUUCUCAAGCAAUAUUAUGGUUUUGAAGAGGGUGCUGAUUUGUACAUUUUACCUAACAAUCCUAAUAAACUUUUUGUCUUGUGUCGAGGACAAUUGCGAACGGUCGAUUUAUCUACAUGGCAAAUAAGUCAACAGAGUAGUAUUCCUCCGGAAGUUAGCAGUGAUGAUUUGAAAGUAAGUCCAAAGUCGCCUUUGGAAGAUGCAGAAAAGGAUGGACGAGUGGCUCCACCUGCAACACCAGUUACACCACUUCGAACACCUUCGACGCACCUUGUGUAUGAACCAGAAUGGCAUAAAGCAGUUUCUGAUAAAGAACGAGAAGUCCUUCAAAAAGAACGUCGUCGGAUGAGUGCAUAUAAGACUUCACUUUGCAAUGCAUUCCGAGAUACAGGACAAUGUGCAUAUGGUUUUCACUGUCGGUUUGCACAUGGCAUCGACGAAUUACGUGCUGCACCAGGACCCCAUCCCAAAUACAAAACGCGGCUGUGCAAUAAGUUUACAUUAUAUGGUUUAUGCCCAUAUGGCAGUCACUGUCAAUUUAUUCAUUGGCCCCCAUGCGAACAGCAAGAUGAUUCGGUGCAUAUGAACUUCACGGCAAGUCUCGACAGUGGUAGUAAACAUGCAAUGCAUUGUCGGCAUUGUUCAGGUGCAAAACCGAGAUUUUGUGCAAGGAAUGCAUGCUGUGUUAAAGUAGCAGGUUGUAAUCGCUGUGAUUCGUUUUCACAGCAUUAUUUUGGUUCUGGUAACAAUUUGCAGGCCAUUGAAAUGUCAUGCAAUCAUUGCAAUUCAGAAACUGCCCAGAAUUUUUGGUACCACCAUCUACCGCAUACAAGCCAUAUGGCAAGCAGUAAUGCUGACACAACACUGGACAUUAUGCCGAUGGUUGGCUCGAACGAACUGAACUCUGACAUUACUGCAGUGAAUGACUUGUUUAGUACAGUGAGUAUUGGUCAACAUAAUAAUCCAUUCACGCAGUCGUGUUUUCCACGAAUAAAUUUGGAAAACUGUGUUGAAAAAAGUGCAAACGUUAGUGAUAUAUCGUGUCGUGCACCGUAA
This is a messenger RNA of Brugia malayi, 1176 nucleotides long. Its product is annotated as C3H-1 protein, putative. Gene Ontology annotation, molecular function: metal ion binding; mRNA binding. The transcript is spliced from 10 exons. NCBI's taxonomy places the organism in Eukaryota, Metazoa, Nematoda, Chromadorea, Rhabditida, Onchocercidae. The coding region runs from base 1 to 1176 and encodes 391 amino acids. The record is from RefSeq and is a predicted model, not a curated record.